CUGACCCAGAGGCAGCUGUCACAGGCGGACCCACUCAGGCUAGACCCAACCUUUCCACAGCUCUUCUCCUCAGUCCCCUGUGGAGUGUGUUGCAUCCAGCGAUCUGCCAUGGGAAGGGGCGUCCUAUACGGUGGGUAUCUCCUCUCCACAUGUGCCCCAAGGUCAUUGAUUUCUGCGUGGUUCGGCCCGCAGGUCAGGAGAACAGCCAUGGGAGCCAGCCAGAAGGAUUUUGAAAAUGCAGUGAAUCGACUGAAACUCUUGAAGGAAGAUCCAGGAAAUGACACAAAGAUAAAACUCUACGCUCUGUAUAAGCAGGCCACAGAAGGACCUUGUAAUGUGCCUAGACCACCAGUGCUGGACUUCGUCAGUAAGGCCAAGUGGGAUGCGUGGAAUGCCCUCGGCAGCCUGCCCAAGGAAACUGCCCGGCAGAACUAUGUGGAUUUAGUGUCUAGCUUAAGUCCUUCACCUAAAUCCUCAAGCUCCGGGGCCAUCGGGAACCCGCCCAAGUCCGAAAGCGUCCUUAUGACCUCGAGAGACGGCAUCACGACCAUCACCCUAAACCGGCCAGCCAAGAAGAACGCCAUCACUCUGCAGAUGUAUGAAGAUAUUCUCCUUGCCAUGAAUGCUGCAAGCCAGGAUGACUCAACCAUAACUGUUUUUACAGGAAACGGGGAAUAUUACAGCAGCGGGAACGAUCUGGCCAAUUUCACUGAUAACCCUGGUGGUUUAAAGUUGUCUGAAGAUGGCAACUUGCCCCUGAGGAAGUUUGUGGACACCUUCAUAGACUUCCCGAAGCCUCUGGUGGCCGUGGUGAAUGGUCCAGCCGUGGGCAUCACUGUCACCCUGCUUGGGCUGUUCGAUGCUGUGUACGCGUCCGACAGGGCGACGUUUCACACUCCGUUUAGUAGUCUUGGCCUGAGCCCGGAAGGAUGUUCCUCUUACACUUUCCCGAAGAUAAUGGGCCCAUCCAAGGCAGUUGAAAUGCUUAUCUUCGGAAAGAAGAUUACAGCUAGGGAGGCUUGUGCUCGAGGCCUUGUUACGGAAGUUUUUCCCGAUGGCACUUUCCAGGAAGAAGUCUGGGCCAGGUUGAAAGCGUACGCCAAGAAUCCUCCAAAUGCGAUGAGGAUCGCGAAGCAGGUGAUCAGAAGCAGCGAGAAGGAAAAACUGCAUGCCGUCAACGCUGAGGAGUGCAGAAUCCUGGAGGAGAGGGUGCUGUCGGAGGAGUGCAUCAAUGCCGUCCUGAAUUUCUUCUCCAGAAAAGCCAGGCUGUGAGCACAUGACAGCCAGCCUGGAGCAGCGCAGUGGCGGGGAAUGCCACUGAUUCUGCUCUCAAAAGGAACACACUUCACUGUGCCUUUUCGGAAGGCUCAGACACCCGUUACACACUGUCACACUGAUGGUCCUAACGAGUGAAAACUUCUCUAGAAGAAUCUGAUAGAAAAUCUUACAUCCUUUGCCAUGAAUGGCUGCUGCCAGGAGCACUGGAGCUCGGUGCCGAGGGCCUUGUUGUGGAAAGCGCUCACAGCUCUGCAAGCUGAGCUUACGUCCCCGAACACCACGAUGGCACUUUGUUUUCCACAGGCAGUGACCGCCUGGAUGGGGCCGAACAUCGCCAGCUGCUGUGUCACUGAUGCAAGAUCCUGGGCGGGCUGCAUGAUCUUCUUCAGCCACCUGGCAAAGGAGCACACGGAAGGAACAAUUUAGGAUCUUAAUUUCUCUAAGUCGAAUCUUCACUUUUCUAGGGAACGAAGAAGAAUCUUAAUUUUUCUUUAACCCACAGUUUCAAUAAAAAAUGUGAAAGGAA
Molecule: messenger RNA, 1804 nt
Organism: Cavia porcellus (domestic guinea pig)
Lineage: Eukaryota; Metazoa; Chordata; Mammalia; Rodentia; Caviidae
Gene: Eci2
Product: enoyl-CoA delta isomerase 2
Exons: 10
Coding region: 109-1272 (387 amino acids)
Cellular component (GO): mitochondrion; peroxisome
Molecular function (GO): delta(3)-delta(2)-enoyl-CoA isomerase activity; fatty-acyl-CoA binding
Source: RefSeq, a predicted model, not a curated record